UUUCGAUUCGGGUGGUUUACACACAAAAUCCGUUCGUUCGUUUAAUUCUUUUCAAUUUUUCCAGCCAGGAAAAUUAUGAAAACGAAUUCAACAUAGAAUAAAACUCAAUAAAUAGAGAAAAAGUUUGAGAGAGCAAAAGAAAUAAAAAGUGAACACAUUGUGACAAAAUAAAACAUGUUCUAAACGUUGAAGAAAGGCCAACAAACGGGAAAAAGUAACCAGCAGCUGAUGUAAAAGAAAAAGCGAUGUUACUAUGGCCAACAACUACAACACAUCGAACGGAAGCGGAAACGCCAAUUCAAAUCAUGAACGACGACAACAACAGCAACCCAUGUUCUUUUGGUGGGGCCAACGGCUGUGGCAAGAGUUACGCGGACGCAUACACAUGCGUACACCGCCAGCAACAACACCCGAUGACGACAUGAGAACCCCAUCAGAUGGCGGAGGCGGCGGCGGUGGUGUCGGCACCGGCCUCGGUUCACCUCUAGACGAUUCCGAGAAGCGUAUCAUUUUCAUUAAUCGUCCACAAAUACAGAAAUUCUGCAACAACCAUAUAUCCACUGCUAAAUAUAGUUUCAUAAGUUUCCUACCAUCGUUCCUGUUCGAACAGUUUCGUCGUUAUUCAAAUUGUUUUUUCCUACUGAUUGCCCUGCUGCAACAGAUUCCAGAUGUUUCGCCCACCGGGCGUUAUACCACAUUGGUACCGUUGAUAUUCAUAUUGGCCGUGAGUGGUAUUAAGGAAAUUGUGGAGGACAUUAAGAGGCAUCGAGCCGACAAUGAAAUCAAUCACCGGACGGUGGAGAAACUAAAAGAUGGCGCCUGGAUGACAGUGCGUUGGGAACAGCUGGCUGUGGGCGAUAUUGUUAAGAUACCAAAUAAUACCUUCUUUCCGGCUGAUUUGAUUCUGCUGUCGUCGAGUGAACCGCAGGCAAUGUGUUUCAUUGAAACCUCCAACCUGGAUGGAGAGACAAAUCUGAAGAUACGUCAAGGUGUGCCGGCCACUGCAAGGUUGUUGGAGACCCGAGAUCUGGUCGAACUGGCUGGGGUAGUGGAAUGUGAAUUGCCCAAUCGGCUGUUGUACGAAUUUAAUGGUGUGCUCAAGGAGCAUGACAAACAAUCUGUAUCCCUGGGUCCUGAUCAAAUUUUACAGCGUGGUGCUGUAUUGCGUAAUACCUCAUGGAUAUUCGGCAUGGUAGUGUACACCGGCCAUGAUACAAAAUUGAUGAAAAAUUCCACAUCGGCCCCUCUGAAGCGAUCCACUGUGGAUCGCCUUACCAAUACUCAGAUAUUAAUGUUAUUCAUGAUAUUAUUGGUCCUGUGUCUGACCAGUGGCGUGUUCAAUUUCAUUUGGACGCGCAAGUACUUUGUGGCCGAUUGGUAUUUGGGCCUGGACGAUUUCAAGAGUAAAAACUUUGGCUACAAUCUGCUGACCUUCUUUAUUCUCUUCAACAAUUUGAUACCCAUAUCACUGCAAGUUACCUUGGAACUGGUACGAUUUUUGCAGGCCCAAUUCAUAAACUGUGACAUACAAAUGUACCACGUCGAGUCGAAUACCCCAGCCAUGGCAAGGACCUCAAAUCUAAACGAAGAACUGGGUAUGGUGAAGUAUAUAUUUUCGGAUAAAACUGGAACGCUGACACGCAAUGAAAUGGUCUUUAAGAAAUGUUCCAUUGUCAAUGAGAUCUAUCCCACGGAGAAUACACCCGAACAAAGUUUGGUGGUGCAAAAUCUGCUGAGUAAACAUCAGGAUUCGGAAACGAUAAGGGAAUUUUUGGUUUUACUUUCGGUGUGCCACACCGUUAUACCGGAAAAGAAUCCAGAUGGUUCCAUAACCUAUCAUGCAGCCAGUCCGGAUGAAAGGGCCCUGGUGGAUGGAGCCAAACAGUAUGGCUUUGUGUUUGACACACGCACUCCACACUACGUGGAAAUCAAUGCCUUGGGCAUGCGCGAACGUUAUGAAAUCUUAAAUGUCUUGGAGUUCACCUCGACACGGAAGAGGAUGUCGGUUAUUUGUCGCACCCCAGAGGGCCACAUCAAACUCUAUUGCAAGGGAGCCGAUUCAGUGAUCUAUGAACGUUUGGCCCAUGACGGCCGGUCAUUUAGUGAUGUCACCCUUCAACAUUUGGAAGAGUUUGCCGCCGAAGGUUUACGCACCCUGUGCUGUGCUGUGUCCACAAUACCCCAGGAUGUCUACGAUGAUUGGCAGACCACCUAUCACAAGGCCUCAACCACCCUGACUGAGCGAGAACGUAAAAUGGAAGAGGCUGCCAAUUUGAUUGAGAACAAUCUCCACCUGCUGGGCGCCACUGCCAUUGAGGACAAACUACAAGAUGGUGUACCUGAAACAAUAGCUUCCCUAAUAGAGGCGGGCAUUAACAUUUGGGUGUUGACGGGUGAUAAACAGGAAACAGCCAUAAACAUCGGCCACUCCUGUCGCCUGAUAUCGCCCUCCAUGGACAUUGUAAUACUUAACGAAGAAAGUCUGGAUGCCACCCGGGAGGUAAUACAUCGUCAUUCCAGUGAGUUGCAAACUUCAAUAAACAAGAACUGUAAUGUAGCUUUGAUCAUAGAUGGUAAGACGCUUAAGUAUGCUUUGAGUUGUGAUCUGCGGCGGGAGUUUCAAGAGUUGUGCACCAGCUGCCGCGUGGUGGUCUGUUGUCGCGUCUCGCCCAUACAAAAGGCCGAGGUGGUCGAGCUGAUAACAACCACCACCAAAGCUGUGACUUUGGCCAUUGGCGAUGGCGCCAACGAUGUGGCCAUGAUACAAAAGGCCAAUGUGGGCGUGGGUAUCUCCGGGGUGGAGGGUCUGCAGGCGGCCUGUGCCUCCGACUAUUCAAUAGCCCAAUUCCGUUAUUUAAAGCGUCUCCUGCUGGUACAUGGUGCAUGGAACUACAGGCGUAUAACCAAACUGAUUUUGUAUUCAUUCUAUAAAAAUGUCUGCCUUUAUGUCAUAGAGCUGUGGUUCGCCAUCUAUUCGGGGUGGUCGGGUCAGAUUCUCUUCGAACGCUGGACCAUUGGUCUGUACAAUGUGGUGUUUACCGCCCUGCCACCCUUUGCCAUUGGGAUCUUUGAAAAGGUCUGCUCGGCAGAGACAAUGCUAAAAUAUCCGCUGCUCUAUAAACCAUCACAGAAUGCCAAACUCUUCAAUGUCCAGGUGUUUUGGGUUUGGAUCAUCAAUGCUCUGCUGCAUUCGAUCAUACUCUUUUGGUUGCCACUCGGUGCGUUGGGCACCGAAACAAUAUGGGCCAAUGGCAAAACCUCCGAUUACCUAUUGCUGGGCAAUCAUGUCUACACCUAUGUUGUGGUCACUGUCUGCUUGAAAGCUGGUCUUUCAACCAAUUCCUGGACCUGGCUCACUCAUGCCUCCAUAUGGGGCUCCAUUGGGCUGUGGUUCAUUUUCAUUUGCAUCUAUUCGAAUUUCUGGCCCCUGCUGCCGGUGGCAGCCAAUUUCCUUGGCAUGGAACGUAUGAUCUUCACGACACCGAUCUUCUGGUUUGGUUUACUGCUUGUACCCAUUACCACACUACUGGUCGAUGUACUCUUCAAGCUUGUACAAAACACCGUAUUCAAAUCAUUGACUGAAGCUGUACGAGAAUCGGAAAUACGUAAGCAUGAUCCCGACGAUGUGAUGAAUGAAUCGAGAUCAUCGUUUACGGAAACGGCCAGGCUAUUGCGUAGCGUGUUUAUACGACGUGCCAAUACCCGGGUCGAUACCGAUGUUGAGCUGUCGCAUGGCUAUGCAUUCUCUCAGGAAGAGGGCGGGGCCGUAUCACAAUCGGUCAUAAUACGUUCGUACGAUACAAAUCUACAAAAACCCAGUGGCAACUAGAAUCGUAAGCAGUAUUGGGCAAGACAAAGAUUUUAAUAUAAUAAACAACAACAAAAUUACAACAAUAACCACCAAAAUGAAAAGAAACAACAAAAUUCGAAAAAAAAAAAAAAAACAAACAAAUUGUGAACCCUGAAAUUUCAAAACAAAAAAAAAUUAAACAAAAGUUGUAGAUUUUUUACUGAAAAUAAUGAAUUUGUUUUUGUAGAAUUU
Musca domestica (house fly) is the source of this 4042-nucleotide messenger RNA. It is a transcript of the gene ATP8A, whose product is annotated as probable phospholipid-transporting ATPase IA. Gene Ontology annotation, biological process: phospholipid translocation. Gene Ontology annotation, molecular function: magnesium ion binding; ATP hydrolysis activity; ATPase-coupled intramembrane lipid carrier activity. Gene Ontology annotation, cellular component: plasma membrane. NCBI's taxonomy places the organism in Eukaryota, Metazoa, Arthropoda, Insecta, Diptera, Muscidae. Bases 254 to 3829 code for a protein of 1191 amino acids. The record is from RefSeq and is a predicted model, not a curated record. The transcript has 2 exons.